Messenger RNA from Juglans regia (Persian walnut), 2132 nucleotides. Its product is annotated as protease Do-like 2, chloroplastic. The coding region runs from base 82 to 1971 and encodes 629 amino acids. The transcript has 21 exons. Lineage: Eukaryota; Viridiplantae; Streptophyta; Magnoliopsida; Fagales; Juglandaceae. The record is from RefSeq and is a predicted model, not a curated record. Gene Ontology annotation, biological process: proteolysis. Gene Ontology annotation, molecular function: serine-type endopeptidase activity; protein binding.
AGGAUAAGAGGGAAAAAGUCAGCUCAAAAAAUCAAAACUGCAACUCCAACCCAAAGCUUAUAAUUGUGAUACGAAGUACGAAUGGCGGUUGCAGUCACGAGCUGCGGCCUCUCCCUGUUCACUUCUACCCUUACAUUCCGUUCCUCUCUUACCUCCCAACCCCGCUCCGCCACUUUGCAGAUAUCCAAUGGCUCUAUCACUCCCAAAGCCUCCAAUCACAGGAGCAGACCUUCAAAUCCUCAAAGAGGCUCCUCCUCCUCCUCAUCGUCCUCCAGUAAAUCCAGCGGAGAGAAGAAUAUUCCAGGAAGAUCAAAGGAUGGCAGGCCUAACUUAUAUGCUGAUGGAAAUGGUGGAAGAGAGGAUAUUGGGCGUGCUCAAUCAACAUCUGUUAAAUCAUUUGGCAUGCAAAGAAAAGACAAGAAGGACAUCCAUUUUGAUAUAAGGCAGCAGGUUGAACCAGAGAAUCUUCAAAAUUCAGCUUUUCUUAAUGCUGUUGUGAAGGUUUAUUGCACCCAUACUACCCCAGAUUAUUCCCUUCCUUGGCAAAAGCAAAGACAAUAUACAAGCACUGGAAGUGCUUUUAUAAUUGGGGAUGGGAAACUUUUGACAAAUGCACAUUGUGUUGAACAUGAUACACAGGUCAAAGUUAAGAAAAGAGGAGAUGAUACAAAAUAUGUGGCUAAGGUUCUAGCCAGGGGCGUUGAUUGUGAUAUAGCUUUGCUUUCGGUAGAAAGCAAGGAGUUUUGGGAAGGAGCAGAAUCACUCAAUUUUGGGCGCUUGCCAUGUCUUCAGGAUGCAGUAACUGUUGUAGGAUACCCCCUCGGAGGGGACACCAUAUCUGUGACAAAAGGAGUUGUAUCACGUAUAGAGGUUACAUCAUAUGCUCAUGGGUCAUCUGAUUUGUUAGGAAUUCAAAUUGAUGCGGCAAUAAAUCCUGGUAAUAGUGGUGGCCCUGCAUUCAAUGAACAAGGGGAGUGCAUUGGAGUAGCAUUUCAGGUUUACAGAUCUGAAGCAGCUGAGAAUAUUGGAUAUGUGAUUCCAACUACAGUUGUUUCUCAUUUUCUUAAGGACUAUGAAAGGAAUGGGAAAUACACUGGUUUUCCUAGCCUUGGCAUAUUUUGGCAAAAGUUAGAGAAUCCGGCCCUACGUGCGUGCUUAAAAGUACAGUCUAAUGAGGGGGUACUGGUACGGAGAAUUGAACCCAUUUCUGAUGCAAAUAAUGUCUUGAAGGAGGGGGAUGUCAUUGUAAGCUUUGAUGAUAUUCAUAUAGGAUGUGAAGGGACAGUGCCAUUUCGAUCAAGUGAGCGCAUUGCAUUUCGUUACCUCGUCAGCCAGAAAUUUGCUGGUGAUGUAGCAGAACUUGGAAUAAUCAGAGCAGGAAAGUUGAUGGGAGUUAAUGUAGUUUUGAACCCACGAGUGCAUUUGGUUCCUUAUCAUGUUGAUGGAGAUCAACCUUCGUAUAUAAUAAUUGCUGGUUUUGUGUUUACCACACUUUCGGAACCACUGAUUGAUGAGGAGUGUGAAGAUUCGAUAGGGUUGAAACUACUGGCAAAGGCAAGUUAUUCCUUAGCAAGGUUCAAAGGGGAACGGAUUGUGAUCUUAUCACAGGUCUUAGCAAACGAAGCCAACAUUGGAUACGAGGAUAUGAGCAGUCAGCAAGUUUUGAAAUUCAAUGGAACUCGAAUAAAGAACAUCCAUCACCUAGCACACCUUAUUGAUUCAUGCAAGGACCAAGAUCUAGUUUUUGAGUUUGAAGACAAUUACAUUGCUGCUUUGGAGAGGAAAGCAGCAACUGCUGCUUUGCCCUGCAUUCUCAAAGAUUAUGGGAUUCCCUCGGAAAGAUCUUCUGAUUUGUUGGAGCCAUAUGUAGAUUUAUGGGGAGACAACCAAGCAACAAUAGAUCAGGACUUAAUUGGUUCGAGUCCGGUUUCAAAUUUGGAAAUUGGCAUAGAUGGUCUUCUCUGGACAUAAUUAACUUACGCUGAGAGGUCGAUCACAAUUUUCUCAUAGCAGUCAUACUUGUGAUAGUUUAGGGUAAAAAUUAGAAAAUUGCAAAUAGUUUAUUGGUGAAAAAUGUAAUUUUUCCUUACAAAAAAAACAAGAAAGAAACAUGUUCUUACAAUCUAGCAAAG